Messenger RNA from Pelodiscus sinensis (Chinese soft-shelled turtle), 1598 nucleotides. The record is from RefSeq and is a predicted model, not a curated record. Lineage: Eukaryota; Metazoa; Chordata; Testudines; Trionychidae.
GGGUUUACACUGCAUUUCCCAGAAUCCUGCGCCGAGGUUGGGGCAGCCGAAUUAGGAGGCAGCGAGCGAGCGAGCCGCGCGUGCGCCGCCGGGCUGCUUUCCGGGUGCGCUCCAGCCCGCUCUGCUGCGGAUGCUUGUGCAGGGGCUGCUGGUGCCAUGUGCGGGCAGGAGCCCCCCGCCUCGUACCAGGAGCUGAGUGAGGAAGGAGAGCACUUAGCUGAGCAUCCAGAGUCAGUGGAAGAGGGGGAAGAAGAGGACGACGAUCAGGAUACCAGCUCAGCUAUUUUGCCAGUCCUAGAUAGUGAAUCAGCUGUAUUCCUUGUCUACCAAACUAUCACUGACUUCAGGGAAAAACUCAAACACCCAGUGAUGUCUGUCUCCUACAAGGAGGUGCCCUUGUAUGAUGCACCUGGUAUUGCACUUUACCCAGGCAAGGCUCAGCUGCUUAGCUGCAAGCAUCAUUACUAUGAUCACAUUCCACCUCUGAUAAACCCAGGUCAUCCAGGAGAAAUUGAGUGCACCACUCAGAGAAUCAACUACACAGAUCCUUUUACUAAUCAAACCAUGAAACAUGCUUUGAUUGUCCAAGGACCUCGAGAUGUGAAGAAAAAGGAAUUGGUGUUUUUGCAGUUCCAUUUAAAUGAAACUGACCAGGAUUUCAGUGCAAUAAAUUAUCUUCUGUUCUCUUCUUUUCAGGAAUUCCUCAACAGUCCAGAUAAAGCAGAAUUCAUGAAAGAUUGUGAAAGCUCAUACUCCAGCUGGAAGUUCUCUGGUGAUUUUCGAACCUGGGUCAAAAUGUCCUUGGUGAAAACAAAAGAGGAAGAUGGGAGUGAAACUGUGGAAUUCAAACAGGAGACUAGUGUGGUUAACUACAUUGACCAGAGGCAUAAGCCAGCAAGUGACCAGUUGUUUUUUGUGGUAUUUGAAUGGAAAGAUCCAUUUAUACAGAAAGUUCAAGAUAUUGUCACUGCCAACCCGUGGAACAUGAUUGCUCUACUAUGUGGUAUUUUCUUGGCUCUGUUUAAAGCAACAGACUUUGCCAAAUUAAGCGUUAAGUGGAUGAUCAAAAUCCGCAAGAGGCACCUGAAGAGGAGAAGUCAAGCAAUGAACCACAUAAGCUGAGGACUAAACCACCUUGAAAACAUUUUUAAUACACUGGAUAAAAUUUCAACUGUAACAAUGCAGCAGUUACAUAAAGAGUUGUGUGCUUUAAGUAAAUUGAAAUUUGAACAACCCCACUAAACACAUGCCUUUUAAGUUAUGAACUUGACAGCAUUUCAGAACUGAAUACAGACGUUUGUAUUUAGUUUGAGUCUAGACAGCAGUUUAAGCUUUUCUGAGUAAGCAAAAUGAGCUGCCCUUGCUACCAUAAGAGUGUCCUGAAUCAAUAAAAUGAUUUGUUGCCCUCAUUGUGAUCUUCCCAGGCAUAGUUACUAUCUGUGAACAGUAAGGAGCAAAGCAAUUCACACGAUGAAUGUAAAGCACUCUCUUAAAUCUUCAACCUGUAAGCUAGAGCACAGAAUAUCUUGGAUUUUUAUCAAACAUUUCACAUUUAGUUCAAAUGCAGGGACUGUGUAUUAAAGCUGCUUUUAAAGCAA